Guillardia theta CCMP2712 is the source of this 366-nucleotide messenger RNA. RefSeq lists its product as hypothetical. NCBI's taxonomy places the organism in Eukaryota, Cryptophyceae, Pyrenomonadales, Geminigeraceae. The record is from RefSeq and is a predicted model, not a curated record. The transcript is spliced from 4 exons. The coding region runs from base 1 to 366 and encodes 121 amino acids.
AUGCAAUUCAAGAAUAGCGUGAAGGGGUUUGUUUCGGCUGUGGAGUGGACUGAGACAUGGAUUAUUGCGUUGGGUAUAUUCCACUUCACGAUGCUACUGCUAGCGAUUCUCUCGCGGAGGAACAGCAACAUUCAGAUAGUGCUCUUCUGCUUCAUGAUGGGUUGUAUCUACCUGGCUGAACCUCUCAACAGAUUUCUGUCAACACACUGGGAGUCCUUCUCUACGCAGAAUUAUUUUGACAAGCAUGGGGUCUUUCUCUCAGUGGUCUGGAGCACACCAUUGCUCCUAAUAGGCGCCUACAUGGUGAUUCAUACCCUCAUUGCAGCAGCUUCCCUGCUUGUACAGGUACGAUUGCAAAGACUUUGA